This is a messenger RNA of Athalia rosae (coleseed sawfly), 1807 nucleotides long. Its product is annotated as rRNA methyltransferase 3, mitochondrial. The transcript is spliced from 4 exons. The record is from RefSeq and is a predicted model, not a curated record. Gene Ontology annotation, biological process: RNA processing. Gene Ontology annotation, molecular function: RNA binding; RNA methyltransferase activity. NCBI's taxonomy places the organism in Eukaryota, Metazoa, Arthropoda, Insecta, Hymenoptera, Athaliidae. Bases 285 to 1679 code for a protein of 464 amino acids.
UGUUAGGUUGUAAUUUAGUUAGUCCUCCAUGGUCUAGAUCUGGCUUGAGUUUAUAAGUUCUUUGAAAGUUCACCAAAGUGUUGAAGUGUUUGUUAAAUGCUCCAAACAGCGUUUAUCCCACUGUUUAUUCAGUAUUAAUAUUCGAACGUGGCUGCCAGUUGUAACCCACAUUUGUAAUUUCGAAUCUUGAGAGUGAGGGUUAUGUUCUAAUUCAACCGGCAUUUCAGCUGACGAUAAGCCGACUUUUCUAUCCCAAUUGAAACCUAUGUUAACGUCAACUAGCAAUGGCAAUAUUUACGAAUCAAUUGACGAUAUUAAAAUGCGUUGGGAGCUCACUAAUAUCGCGGAAUUCGAAUGUCCAGUUAUUUUCUUAUGUCAGAGCCUACAGCCGCUGGGCUCAUCGCAAGCCAGUUAAGAUUGUGAAUGAGAAAGAAGUGUUUGGUGAUUCUUAUGAACCACCUCAAGAUAUUCUUAAAGAUGCAACAUUUGCUUUUGCUCGAAGACAAAAACUGGCCAUGAUCGCAGCCAACAAAGCCAAAGCAAAAGAACUAGAUGAUAAAAAAGGAACCCUCAAUGAUGAUGGUACCUUUAUCUUCACCAAACUUGCAAAAGAUGAUCCUAGAAUAAGUACUCUGAUGAUGACUGUAAGGUCACGACAAAAACAAAAAAAGGAAGACAAGAUAUUACUUGAGGGCUACAGGUUAAUCGAAGAUGCGAUGAAGAUCGGUCUUAUGCCAGAGAUAAUUCUAUUCAGCAGAACUCCUGAUUUACAACGAUUACCAUUACCAAAAGAGGGUAUCAAGCUCUAUAAAAUCCCUUAUCGAACGAUGCAGUUGUGGUCAGAUUUGUCCACUUCACCAGGAGUAAUGGGUAUAUUCAAAACUCCGGAUACAAGCAUCUCUAAGCCAGCAGAUGACUCAAUACCUGUUACCAUAAUUUGUGAUAAUGUACGAGAGCCAGGAAACUUGGGAGCAAUUUUACGUGUCGCAGCUGGAGUUGGAUGUGAGCAAGUUAUUCUAACAAAAGGCUGUGUCGACAUGUGGAGUCCGAAAGUAUUACGAUCUGCAGCUGGAGCACAUUUUCGCUUGCCAAUUUACAAGUCUCAAAGUUGGCCAGAAAUUCAAUAUCUGAUAAGUGAAGAUGCAAAAGUUUACAUUGCCGACAACAACGUCUUAUCACCUAUGGAUCCAAGCAAAGAACCAGCAGAAUCUAGCGAAUCUGACUCGAGUUCUGAUUCAGAGAGCGGGAGCGACUCGGAACCAGAACUCGAUGAUGAAACGCAGCAAGUAAUAGAUAAAAUUCGUAAGGAUUUUGACGGUCGACCGGAAUCGUCAGACGGUGAGAAGACACCCAAACGUGCCGCCAAUUCUGCAUCUGGAAGAGAAGUUGGUUUGUACGGUCCUUUAAGGAAAUCGAAUUCCAAGAACUCAGAGGUAGAUACUCUGCCGGUCAUUCCGUAUUUCUCAACGUGUUACACAGCUAACGAAACGAUCCUAAUAGUCGGCGGAGAAACCGAAGGAAUAAGCCAAGAAUCUGUAUCUCUGACAUCUCGAAGAGGUGGUAUACGGAUAAACGUGCCGCUUACGAACGGUGUCGAUAGUUUGAAUACCGGUACUGCGCUAGGAGUGCUGUUGUUUGAAAUAAAGCGACAAUUCUUAAUCGGAUCAGAUGACUCGUGAAUUUUUGAAGUGGCUAGAAUGCAGCAUUCAAAGAUACUAGAUAUUGUUUUGUAAAAAUCAAAGGCAGAUCUUCAGUUGUAUUUUAAAAUUGUUUAUGUACGUCAAAAUAUAUUAUGUAUAAAAAAACA